AUGUCUUCUACGCCCACUAUGGUCGAGCCAGAUGACUUUGGCGCGUAUUUCAAAACCUCGGCCCGAAAUUCCUCACGUUCGCAUUCCGUGGGGCAAGUAUACGAACUGCUAGCGUUUGGCCAGCCGGCUAUUGGAAGACCACAUAUGAGACCGCAAGAGCGCUCGAUGCCUAGAUUCAAUACCAAUAGUGUCUCUAAUAGCACUUGGAAUAGCGAGCAGCCUGGUCGCAAACCCUCUGUCGACCAAGAAUCAGUCGCAGAUUCAACUGCGACCCUAGAUCUAGGCUACCACGCCAUCGGCCAGCAACCACGGCGCAAAAGGCACUCCUCGACGUCAACAGGCCGUCAAACAUUUCACCAGCCAUCUCUCAGCACCCUAUCUCUGAACCAACAGUCUGUCGGUAACCAAUCGCCGGGUUACCAUUCUAUGGGUGGGCCACCGGGUGGCUAUCUAGCAUCGCCUACUUCAUCCACCCGCGAUCUACAUUCGUCUGCCUCGAACAGAUCGCUGCAAGGCAACUUUAUUACCAAUGAGGAAGCGUCUUUUGAUCUGGUCGCUCCAUACGAGGGCGAUGCAGCCCCACUACAUACCAUAGAGCGACAAGCAGACCUCAUGUUCUGUUCGGACCAUAUGCUAGCGAUUCUGAGCAAUCCACGCUACCUCGCGCGGUUUCGCGAGUUCCUUGCCCAGGAGCGUCCCAGUUCAUUUUCUACUCUGACUUAUUAUCUGAAUGCUUCCAAGGCUCUCAAAGCAAUUCAAUAUGCGAAUGCGCUCGUGCGUCUGGCAGUUGAUGUACCUACAUCCGGCAUUCAGACAGCCGAACACCCCGUUGGUCCGACUGCAAAUAUUGCCCUUGAACAGCGUGUACAGGCAGCGCUGGACGCUCUGACCGCUGAGGAAUUACCUGCUUUUAUUACUUCUACCUGUGUCAACAUCACCGGCAAGGUAGUCGAGGAGCGUGUGCGUGGAACCUUGCCUGAUAAGUUCAAGGGAACGGCAGAUGCACUCGGUGAGGUAUUCUGUUUGACCGAUCCAUCACAGCCAGAUAAUCCUAUUAUUUUUGCUUCUGGGGGAUUCCACCGCACCACACAAUAUGGCAUGGACUACGUCCUAGGACGAAACUGUCGAUUCUUGCAAGGACCAAAGACGAACCCCAACAGUGUUCGAAGAAUCCGAGAAGCGCUUAAAGCUGGGCGACACCACUCCGAGCUUUUCCUGAACUACCGCCGAGAUGGCUCACCAUUCAUGAACCUUCUCCAAAUUGCUCCGUUAUGCGACAGUCGCGGUAACAUCCGCUACUUCAUUGGCGCUCAAAUCGACGUCUCCGGUCUCGCAAUGGAAGGCGCCCAGAUGGAAUCCUUCCAAAACAUGCAAGCGCAAAAGGAAGCCCCAGGGACGGACAGCCAAAGAAUCAAAGAAUCAAAAAGCGAGUUCCAAGAACUAGUCGAAUUCCUUAGUCCUCGCGAGCUACAGAACGUGCGCGAGCACGGCGGAAACCUCUUCCAGCCGAUCAUCAAUGAAUAUCCAAACCACCGUCUAUUCCUCCAAGAUUCCGAUACCGAGAGCGAGGUCUACGCCCCAUCCCAAGGGCCACCGAACCUUACACCCACCCCAUCUCCUAGUCUGUCAUUGACUGGUGUAUACAAAAAAAAGGCCAACCAGUACCUCCUCGUCCGCCCCUACCCCUCUCUCAGAAUCCUUUUCACCUCCCCCUCCCUCCAAAUCCCAGGCAUGCUCCAAUCCUCAUUCCUAAACCGCAUCGGCGAGACAGGUGCGAAGCGCGAUAAUAUUGUCAACGCCAUGAUAGCCGGGCGAAGUGUGACAGCCCGUAUUAAAUGGAUGAGCAGGUUCAACAACCAGGGCCGUCAUCGCUGGAUUCAUUGUACGCCUCUGCUGUCGGAUAAUGGCCGGAUUGGCGUGUGGAUGGUUGUUGUUAUUGAUGAUGACGAAAGUUCGGUUGGAUGA
Messenger RNA from Penicillium hordei, 1965 nucleotides. RefSeq lists its product as uncharacterized. The record is from RefSeq and is a predicted model, not a curated record. Gene Ontology annotation, cellular component: nucleus. NCBI's taxonomy places the organism in Eukaryota, Fungi, Ascomycota, Eurotiomycetes, Eurotiales, Aspergillaceae. The transcript is spliced from 5 exons. The coding region runs from base 1 to 1965 and encodes 654 amino acids.